AAGCGGACAGCUGGGUGUCUUGUGCUGUAUGUGCAUCCUCCAGCUCAUCCUCUCACUGACAGACUCAUUCACAACAAGGACUAAGAGACCUGAUACCUGCUCAUCUUCACUUCUCCAUAAAAUCCUCUUAAAGACAGAAGAACUCCUGAAACACUUACUUUUUAUUUCAACUUUGAGUUGUGUGGACCGUCCCGUCAUCAUGGGUGCGUUUAUAGCCAAGAUGCUGCUCCCUACAGUCAGCAGCCUGGUGUUCCUGCCGACAGCCAGUGUGGCCGCCAAGAGGGGCUUCCACAUGGAGGCCAUGGUCUACUUCUUCACCAUGUUCUUCACUGCGGUGAGAAAAACUUUAUGGAUCUGUUUAAAUGUGACGGACUGAAACUCAAGUGUUGGGACUGUAUUGGUUUAGAUAGUUUAAAUGAAAAGAUAAGAUGUUCCUUUAACAGUCCCACAGGUGGAAAUUCCCAAAUUUCCCCCUAUGACUCCAACUUUUGUAAAUUCCUCAUAAAAUCUGUAUGUUAGUGUUUAAAGGUCAGGAUAAUACUUAAUCUUAGGACAGAAUCUCUUUGAAUCCUCUUUCGAUCUGUAUAAAUGACCAUUUAUAAAUGUACCAUACUCAGAAAUUGAAGCAAAUCAAAAUUUCUGCCAGAAGGAUAAAUUACUGCCAAUCCUUCUAAAUUAAUUCUGGUGAUGUUGAUGUGCAUCAAGUCUUUGCUGAUAAAAAAAAGGAGAGGAGGACACAGCCUUUUUAGGUCCUGUCCAAACAUACAGGGACAUCUCAGACCUCCAGUCCACAUGAAGUUGUAGAUAGAUAUAGGCGCAUGAUACCGAAGCUCACAUUAAAGAUGAAAUGUCAUGUGACCUGUGCAACUGAAGCUUUUACAUCACCGUUGCUUCAAAACCUCUUCAGUCAGCUUGACCGUAUAAAGUCUCAUAUUUAAAGUGUGUGAUCAAUUAAGAAAGUUGGUGACUCAUUCAACUACCAAACAUGUUAACUUGUGUUUUUGUAAAUACGAGGAAUAAAUACCAGAACUUUGUAACAAAGACUUGAUCAUGAAUUAUUUGCCACCAACCCAGACUAAGCUAAGUAUAUCAGAGAAAAUAAUAUCAGUAACUUUGAUCAAGAGAGGGCUAUUUGUAGUCAUAUAUAUGUUGAGUUUUAAAUCAGCAGGACGGCCUCAUGGACUUCUUUUUCUCAGACAGUGAGUGGAGGUGUAUUUGUGUUUCAGACUAUCAUUUCUAUCAUUUAAAAAACCCCAAAGCUUCAUCAGGUUCCAUCUGCCCAGCAGAAGUUUUCGCUCACUGAAAAUGAAGGUUUUUGAAAACAUCUCUUCAUUGUUGUUGCAUAGACGACUAAAAUUUUGACUUAUAUUGGGCAUGACAGUUAUUGUUUUCACAUAUUGGGCAUGCGCCAAGAUGUGGGCCAUUGGUUUGUUUGGAGAGCACUUGGCUGCAGACACAGCAGAGCUCUAGGAGAGACUGCACAGUUGGAAGUUGGACCUCUGCUUAGAUUUCAGCUGUUAUUUGGAAAUAAGGAGAUCUCAGCAGCGAGAGUUGUUCUCAGUGUCUUUUUUUCAAACUUUGACAGUAAAAUUUAAACAGACCUUAAGAGUUCAAUGUUGCAGUUAGGAAUCAGUAUGGCUAUUUAGCUCACACAGCUUCACAUGUGCACAGUUAGAGCCCUGUUGGAGCAUUCUCAGUUGAAAGUUUACCUCUGCAGUUUUACAGUUCAACAUUAAAACCCUUUAUUUUUAGUAGGUUUGUGAAAAGGACACAAUGCAGUGCAAAUUUUACUGGUGGAAUUUGUUCCACUUUGUUCCUUUUAACAGCUGAGAUCCAACUAAUGUCCAACUUCCAACUGUGAGAGUACCUACAGAGGUCCUCCAAGGUCCUUGUUCAGCUGUGCCCAGUACAGCCAGGUUUAAAUGACUGUUUACCAAGAAAUCUCACUUUAUCAGUAUUCCAUGGUACAGACUGAAUAAGUACAUUAAGGACUGAAUAGUUUUUUAAAUCUGCCGCUCUGCUCCAUGAACGUGUGAGGUGUUCUUCUAAUGUGUUUUGACAUGACCGACAGAUUACACAUUACUGCCAUCAACUGGUCUGGCCUGCUUAUGUGAGUGUUUCUGACUGUCCCUGCAUUAUUGUGUCAGAGAUGAUUCAAAAAUUCUCCACAAAAAGUUUGAUUUGUCAUUGGGAAUAUUUACUUUUUAAACACAUGAUGAAUGCACGUAAAAGUUGUUCGAUAGCUUCUUUAAACUUGCUCUCUCAGAUUCUUGCCUCUCAUUUUGUUUUUUUUAAUGUUUGUCUUCUUGUAGAUCUACCACGCAUGUGAUGGACCCGGCCUCUCUAUCCUGUGUUUCAUGAAGUAUGACAUCCUGGAGUAUUUCAGUGUUUACGGCACGGCUCUGUCCAUGUGGGUCACACUCAUCGGUAAGUCCUGGAGCACAGUUAGUGAUUUUUGUGGUAUGAAGAAAUAUUGAUGUCAACAUACAGAAACAUACUUACUGUUCUUUAUAUCUCUGUUAUAUCUUCCACAAUCAGAGUGCAUAACCAUGGCAAGACCAUUUGUUCAUUUUCUAUCUUGGUGUACAUUGUAAAAUAACUUUCAUAGAAAACAUUCUUGGUGUUACUGAGGAAAACAACCAUCAGUUAGUGUUGUGUUAAACAGCUUCACUCACUAAAGGUCAAAAAACGGCUUCUGUGCCUGCAGCAGUUGAUGACAACAUUUGCUGUGUCUCUGACUUUGGCUCACAUGUGCUCAUACUCUGUAUCAUUAUUCAUUAAAACAGUUGCUACUCUCCUGUCUUAGCCCAAAACAAGGGUUUUCAAUCCUGUGCUGUGAAGUACCAAAUGCCAACAACAGCUGAUUUCGCUGAUUGGUCUGCACUUUGUCUAACAGUGUACUGAAUAUAAAAUGGUUCACUCAAAUGAAAAUCCAAGCACAGAUGAAAAAUGUCUCAGAUUAAAAGUAAAGACGUUUUUACAGAAGGAAAUCAUUAUUUAACAGAAACAAACCCACAGCAGAGUCAAGUCUACAACAAGGAAUGGAAACUAUAAAAGAGUACAUACGCAUGCUCUUUUAGUGCUACACAUCUGCAGAGAAACUGGACAGUGCUAAAAAGCAAUCAGUCUUCAUGCAGAAAAUACAGUUUGAACCCUCUUUUGAAGGUUACCCCUCAAAAAUAGACUGACUGCUUUUUAGCUUUCCUGUGUCCUGUCAAACAGACAUCUGCAAACAACUGCAGACUGCAGUGUGGAUGCUCCACAUUGUGUCUUACAUCUCUUUUGUGCUUCCCAAGUAAACACUGGCAAUGACAACCAAGGUUUGGAAGCCUCUGAAACCUCGGCUGUCAUGCCCAGAGGGUGCAGAUAAAGUAGAUGGGGUCUGAAAUAGCUGAGCGGGUUUUCUGGAGAGUGUCACGCUGCUGAGCAUGUACAACAUCCAAAAAAGUGAAUGUUUCUACAAAGAGACAGCCAAAAAAAUAAAUAAAUAAAUAAACAACAAAUGACCGUUACGGUUUGUUUCUCAGUUUAGUUGAAAACAUUCUAGUAGCCCCUAUCGCUCAUGCAGUCUAUCUUCUUGACUUAGCUCUGGGUGAUUUUGAUGAACCUCAGCGCUCUAGUAUCACCAUGUUUGGAGUACUGACCAUAGCUGUGAGGAUCUACCAGGACCGCUGGGGCUAUGGGAUCUACUCCGGACCAAUCGGAUCAGCUGUCUUCAUCAUCACUGUCAAAUGGGUGAGUCCAUGCUCCCUCUUGUUCUCCUCUAAAGGUCCUUCAACGUCUUCAAGUGUUGACGUUGACCCUCCUCUCUUUCAUUUUGUUUUCUUGAUGCUUCUCUUUCUUCUGCUCAUCAAACCAAGGACUCAAACUCUAGUGUUUCCUGCAUUUCUGAUUGGUUGAUAUUGCUGUCAUUUCAGCUGCAGAAGAUGAAGCAGCUGAGAGCGGUGUAUCCAGAGAAGAUGGUGUACACUCAGCAGGUCGGGCCAGGCUGCUGCUUCGGUGCUCUCGCUUUGAUGCUGCGUUUCUAUUUUGAGGUGACUGUUACAUAAACUAUGAAAAAUACUACAACUUAGCUAUGAAAUCUAUGUUCAUAAAAGGCUGCAGUUUGACUGAUUGACGUGAAGUCAUUAAAAUACUGCAGUGGUUAUAAUGAAAUAAUAAAGAAGUAGACUGUCUCGUUACAUCUCUCCAUUUGCUCCUGCUGUUUCAGUUUCCUACGUCUGAUAACCCUGAGUUUAACGUCCUGUCUCCCCUUCACUCAGGAAUGGGACUACGCAUACGUCCACAGCUUUUACCAUCUGUCUCUGGCCGUGUCCUUCAUCCUGCUGCUGCCAAAAAAAAAUCGAUAUGCAGGAACAGGACAGAACGCUGCCAAGCUGAGCUGCUUCGCUCUCUGCUGCUGUGUAUGUUUCAGUUAUUCCUCCUCGAACAGAAUAAAGAGUGUACAUCAAGGCAGCUAAACAGACCAUUUGUAUGAGAGAGAUGAAUUAGAGCUACAGGCCACAUGGACAGACAAAAAGGCAAUGUUUGAAAAUGUGAAGGUUAAGAUACUCUCUUUAAUGCCAUAAGACUCCGUUUACAGAGAAUAGGUCAUUUCCCUUAACCGAGGGAAAACCUCCAGAAAUGUAGUUCCUCAAGUCUCCAUGUAAGCCAGUGAAUUCAACAUGUUUCUAGUCUGGGACCAAAAUCUUAACUAGUCUAGAUUCCUCAUUUCUAUAUUCAUACAAGCUUGAGUAGGGUCAUCCAAGCUUUGGCCUCAAACCCAACUUAUUGCCAGUUUCUAGAUCAGGAGGAAGUCAGUCAGACUCUGCAUUGACUUCAGGGGCUGACAAGACAAAUCCAUAAUCAGCACAACUUCAUAAAUACAGUCUAAACUUACUGCAGAUUAAAAAAAAAAAAAAAACAUUCUGUAAAAAGCAAAAAGGACUGCAUGAACACCAAAAGCGCUGCAGAUACACAUAUGAAAAAAAGCUACAACUUUUAAAGAUAGAAGGAAAACCAGUCAGACUUUGAACAGAAAUGCUUCUUAUAAGAAAAGAUCUUCUUAUUAAAAUAAGAAAAGCUCUUAUUCUUAUUCAGUUUAGCAUCAAUAGUUUUUGAAAAGAAAACAGAGCAAUGUUUUUAAAACUUUCUGAUUUAACAAGUAAGAAAACUGAAAACUGUUUAUUUAGACUUGUUCUUCAAUGUAUGUGCAUGUGAACUUACCCUAAUCCUCUGACUCUGUUUUUAGCAUCAUCAUUAAUAACUCUCAUUUCAUUUGAAAAUAAAGACUCCUGAAACUACAUCCCUAAACUCAGACAACAAAAUCACACUAUGCAACAUCAUCAUAAGAAGCACAUAAUGAGCGCAGCUGGUACCUGCAGGGAGGUUCAGGGAGGCUAAACUGUUUGGCAAAAGGAGUCUGGUGGCUUUGAAGAGAAGCUAAAAUGGUUGUUUCAAAAAGGUGUCUGAAGUCAGACACUGACAAUAACAGUAUGUGUCUGAGUCUGGGUCACUCAGGUUAAGAAUCUUUUAUUACAGCGGCCUCAUUCACUAUCAGUCAAACUCUAAUGUUCUUGAUUUCGCUCUAAUCCUGCUCUCUCAAUGUUUCCUCUUCAGUCCAUGUCCCCCGGUUCUUCCAAAGAAAAGAAGGACAAGCCGAAGAAGAAGUCAUCUCACACUGUGUGGACGAUCCCCACAGAGGGACUGUUGACCCGAGGCUGCAGCACCCCCACCCUGCCCCUCUACAACCCCCCACCCUCCACUCCGAUCAAGGGUACCAGCAUCCGCAAACUUAAAGAGAUGAACGGCUGGAAGUGA
This is a messenger RNA of Xyrichtys novacula (pearly razorfish), 5799 nucleotides long. The record is from the annotation of a GenBank genome assembly. NCBI's taxonomy places the organism in Eukaryota, Metazoa, Chordata, Actinopteri, Labriformes, Labridae.